Molecule: messenger RNA, 805 nt
Organism: Suillus clintonianus
Lineage: Eukaryota; Fungi; Basidiomycota; Agaricomycetes; Boletales; Suillaceae
Exons: 4
Coding region: 70-681 (203 amino acids)
Source: RefSeq, a predicted model, not a curated record
UACUACUACUUUAUUCCAGACAACUUGAACUCAAUCACACUGUCUGGCACGAAUCAUCGAACAUCGGCAAUGCCUGAAUUUUGUUAUCACGCGAACCAUGUUGCAUGUAUAACCCGUAUAUUCAAGUUGAUACCUUGGGCCACUAGGGUGCACAUGUCAAGGACACGAAACACCAUUUCACGAAUGCGUACGGGCUUCUGCAGCGCACCCACAGGGCUCUACCGCCUCUGCUUGUGUCAUCAGAUUGUUAUUGUCAACUUGGAGCUUCAUAUUCUUUAUCGAUCCCCCGCGCCAUAUGGUCAUUUUCCCUGGAUGCUUUGGCAGUGGAGCAGCUGCCAAGCUACUAAAUUCUUGACUUCCAAGCUCCACAGCUCAGCCCGUAGGGACGCCCCCGAACAACCUACCGCCGCAUUAAAAGCUCAGGUGAUGACAAUUAACUUAUUACGCAGAUCCCGAACCGGCACGGAGUCCGCAGAAAUAACAGCACCGCUAGUGACGACAGAGGGUCGCGACUGCAUUCUCGUUGUCCAGUGUUAUGGAACACCGACAAUUACUUCCCAUAGGGGUUCAUGCGUCUUGUGUGCGUGUGACCUAGGCCAUUUAAACGGCGCACGGGUACACAUUUUGCAGCACCAGUCCAUUCAGUCGAUCAGCAGGACAUGGCAAGAUGCAAGGAUCUAGAUUCUAAGGAUUCCGCGGAAUUGAGUGCCAAUUAUGGAUCAACUGUCAACUUUCACAGCCUAAACAUUCACAAAUACGCCCAAUUGUCGCGGGCUUGGUGAAACGUUAUGAGGGUGUUUAUGUU